AUGGAAUCCAAAAAGCCAAGGGCUCCAACACAAGACGAAUCCUCAGAAGGUUGGCCGACCACUCUAUUACAUUCAUUUGACUGCAAACAAGGGGCUGUUAGAGCUGUCAGAUUCAAUGGUAAGUUUACCAAAGCCCUGUAAAUGACCUUUACGUCCAUUUUAGUCGAUGGAAAUUACGCGUUGACUUGUGGCGCUGACAAAACAGUGGCUUUAUGGAAUCCCCUCCGACCCCUUUGUCUGCAACAGUACCGAGGUUGUGGAAGCGAGUUGCUCGAUGCUUGUGGCUCCUGUGAUAACUCGAUGAUCUUAGUUGGAGGUCGCGACAAACAACCGACCAUUUUUGAUGUGGAAUCGGGGAAAAUGCUGAAGCGAUGGCGGGACCAUGGAGGACCAAUAAAUGCAGUCCAAUUUAAUGAAGACAGUCGGGUAGCGCUGACGGCGUCGCAAGAUGGAACGGUCAGAUGUUUUGAUGUGAGGUCGAGAGCACCACCGUUCCAGGUAAGGAGAGUUGGAGGCUUUAGAGGAUGUAAAUGGGAUUUUCGGAGCAAAAAAUGGCUUAAAUUUUGGUGGAGAAGAUAUUAAUGUCUUUCUUUUGCUCCAGGUCCUCGACGAAGCCACGGACAAUGUCCUCAGUCUCUCCGUAACCAGCCAUGAGAUUGCCACCGGCUCGGCCGAUGGCCAUCUUCGUCUCUAUGACAUCAGAGAAGGCCGAUUAUUCAUCGAUUUUGUCGGUGAAUCCGUGACCAGUGUGGCAUUGUCCGACGAUAAUCAAACUUGUUUGGUCUCUUCGAUGGAUGGAUUUGUGAGGUUGUUCGAGAAAUGCAAUGGAACUCUGUUGAAUGAGUAAGUUUCUAAAUUUUGAUUCUAGAGUAAUACAAUUUUUCUAUAUUCUUUUUGUAGCUAUUCCGCCCAUAAAAACAAAGAAUACCGAGUUGAAUCGACAUUCCUAGCCACCAACGAUCAAAUCGCCUCAGGCUCGGAGGACGGCCACCUUUAUAUUUAUGAUCUCAUCAACUCCAAAGUCCUGGCCCGGCUCGAUCACUCUCCAAAUAAAUUCGUCCCUUCUCUAGCGGCUCACCCAACAAAAACUGGACUACUUCUAAGUGCCGCUGGCCAUAAAGUUUUUGUUUGGCGGGCCCAAAACGAAGACGAUGAGGAGUAUGAAGAAGUUGAGGUAAAAAAGUAA
Messenger RNA from Bursaphelenchus xylophilus (pine wood nematode), 1186 nucleotides. NCBI's taxonomy places the organism in Eukaryota, Metazoa, Nematoda, Chromadorea, Rhabditida, Aphelenchoididae. The record is from the annotation of a GenBank genome assembly.